CGUCGUCUCUCGAUCUAUCUGAGCAGCCAUGUUGAUGUUGUUGUUCAUCGACAAUUGAGCGAGCGGGUGGAGCUGAGGAAUGGCACGCGUCAAGCUCAAGCUCCACUAGCGCAUCUUGGCGGGUGCGUCAUGUCGAAAUCGAAGGCUCGAACUUUCCCAUAAUUCAACCAAACGUCACCUAUCGGCAUUAUGGACUUUGCAAAGCUGAUGUCAGCGCAGAUCAAGAAAGGGAAGGAAAGUGCUUCACCAGCCCCUGCGAGUGAAAAGAAGUACCUCAAGCGCAGCGAGAUUGAGGCUCAAAGACAAGCCGCUUACCGCGCAGAGCAAGAGGCCGAGGAGAAGGCGCGCCGGGGAAAACUAGCCCAGAAGCGGAAAGCAGAUGAAAAAGAGGUAGAGAGAGAAACUGAGAGGCAAGAGAAGCGCAGGCGGCUUGCUGAAGAGUCCCGGCGCAUAAGGGAAGAGGAAGAGGAGGCCGAGGAAAGCAAGAGGAGAAAACGCUUAGGGUUACCUGAUCUGCCACCCAAACAAAAGGAUGGCGAGGAGGGUAUGCCAGUGCCUGAGGAUGGGGACAUACCCGAAGAGGACCUUAUCGAGAGGUUACGAACCCUUAACGAACCGGUACGACUUUUCGGCGAGACACACAAGCAGCGCCUGAAGCGCUACAAAAAACGCAUAGGCGCAGAUAGUCUGGCAGCGAUUGUGACCGACGGUCCAAUACCUACCACGCUGCAGCUUGUGCCGGAGAAGGAUAUGAAAGUGGGGCUUCAUAUACCCAAGGACGCCGAAGCGCGCAGAUUCCUGUUCAGACAACUAGCAAGCUAUUUCACAAUGGUCCUCAAGGAAUGGGAUGUUACGCUGGCGUUGCGAGACGCAGAUGUCAAAGAGAGCUAUCAGGGCAAGCAAGCAUACGCUGCCAUGGUACAAGCGCGAGAGAACAUGCGGCCGUUGUUCAAGAAGCUAGAGAAGUUCGACCUUCCUGACAGCAUACUCCAACCUGUUGUGGAGAUCGUACACUCGGCACAAGAGCGACGAUAUGUCGAUGCAAACGACGGCUACCUUAGACUCAGUAUUGGUAACGCUGCGUGGCCGAUCGGAGUCACCAUGGUUGGUAUCCACGAGCGCAGUGCGCGAGAGAAGCUACACGAGAACGAGAACUCUGCGCACAUUUUGAGCGACGAGAGUACGAGGAAGUACUUGCAGAGUAUCAAGAGGUGCCUGAGCUUUGCGCAGACCAGGUGGCCGCCAACAGAUCAGAUGCAGCUGAUGGGAUAAAUGGCCAAUGCGAGGUAUUGAUUGGAAGAGUCGAGAGCGGAUCCCGCAAGCUAAGGAGACGAUAGUGCAUCUAAUCUGACAGCGUCCUUUUCUUGCAGAUUACUUCUCAGCGUAGUGUAAUCCCUUCGAAUGAACUAUCGCAACUUUGUCA
Molecule: messenger RNA, 1423 nt
Organism: Didymella exigua CBS 183.55
Lineage: Eukaryota; Fungi; Ascomycota; Dothideomycetes; Pleosporales; Didymellaceae
Exons: 1
Coding region: 190-1272 (360 amino acids)
Biological process (GO): RNA splicing; generation of catalytic spliceosome for second transesterification step
Cellular component (GO): U4/U6 x U5 tri-snRNP complex; U2-type post-spliceosomal complex; U5 snRNP
Source: RefSeq, a predicted model, not a curated record